GAACAGAAGACACGUAGUCUACGUGGCUAUGACACGUGGAAACAAGCGGACAGUCAAAUGCGCUGAGAAAAAAAAAACUAAAAAGGUUAAGACUAAACUCAGACUCAGUUCGGUUGGGUUUGAGCGCUUCAAUGCAAUUUUCUCAUUGGCAACGAAUUCCUAUGCAGUUACCGCCGUUUCAGCCGGUUACUUCAUCUCUACGCUCGAAUUGAGAGAAUCGAAUUUAAGGAAACCGAGUUUGAGUUUGAGGAAGAAGAAGAAGAAGAAGAGUAAGCGGCAGCAGCCAUGGAUAUUACGGAAGUAUCAAUAAUACAUCACGUGGGGAUUGUGCUACUCGGUCUAUGGUUUCUUGCUAAAUUCAAUUGGUGUCACCCUGUGGCCUACUUCAUUUCCCUGGUUUAUUUGUAUCUGGUUCAUGAGCGCUAUGUUAUGCGAUUGAAGAAAAAAGUGCAGUUUGAGGAAAGAAAACAAGCUAAUCAGAAAAGGGUGCUUACUGAUUCUGAAACAGUCCGGUGGCUGAACCAUGCAGUUGAAAAGAUAUGGCCUAUAUGUAUGGAGCAAAUUGCUUCACAGAAGAUCCUCCUCCCUAUCAUUCCUUGGUUCUUGGAGAAGUACAAACCGUGGACUGCUAAACAAGCCACAGUUCAGCGUCUUUAUUUGGGUAGAAAUCCACCUGUAUUUACUGAAAUGAGGGUUCUUCGUCAGUCUACUGAUGAUGAUCAUUUGGUUCUGGAGUUGGGAAUGAAUUUUCUGACAGCUGAUGAUAUGAGUGCAAUACUUGCUGUGAAGCUAAGAAAAAGAUUGGGAUUUGGAAUGUGGGCAAAGUUAAAUAUAACUGGCAUGCAUAUUGAAGGAAAGGUCUUGAUUGGGAUCAAGUUUCUGCGUGACUGGCCUUUCCUUGGUCGUAUACGGUUAUGCUUUGUUGAACCUCCAUAUUUUCAGAUGACUGUCAAGCCUAUUUUUACUCAUGGGCUUGAUGUCACAGAAUUACCUGGGAUUGCUGGGUGGCUGGAUAAGCUACUUUCCAUUGCUUUUGAGCAGACGCUUGUUGAGCCUAAUAUGCUGGUUGUUGACAUGGAGAAAUUCGCCUCACAAAAUCCAGAAAAUUGGUUUUCUGUGGAUGAGAAAGAGCCUGUUGCACAUGUCAAAGUAGAAAUUGUUGAAGCAGCUGACAUGAAGCCAUCUGAUCUUAACGGUUUGGCUGAUCCCUAUGUAAAAGGUCAGAUGGGUAAUUACAGAUUCAAGACUAAGAUACAGAAGAAAACACUGACUCCAAAGUGGCUUGAGGAAUUCAAGAUCCCUAUAAUUACAUGGGAAUUGCCGAACACACUAGCUCUUGAAAUUCGUGACAAGGAUCACUUUGUUGACGAUCUACUUGGGGACUGUUCUGUUUGUAUUAAUGAUCUUAGGGAUGGUAUCAGACAUGACAUGUGGUUGCCUCUUAAGAAUAUUAAAACAGGGAGGUUGCAUCUUGCGAUAACUGUACUUGACGAGACUGCAAAGGCCGAAGAUAUGCAGUGUGACUGGGACCCAUCCACUGUGGAAGACAAGAGAAAUUCCUUUGUCAAUGAGACCAAUAAUACCAGUUCUUUCUCGUCUUUAUCAUCGGAUAAGUCUCAGAAGGUACCAGAUAAUUUUGAGCCGAUUAAUGUUGAAGGGCAAAAAGAAACUGGGAUAUGGGUCCAUCGUCCGGGAAGUGAAGUUUCACAGACUUGGGAGCCUAGAAAAGGGAAGAAUAGGCGUCUUGAUACUCAAAUUCUCGGGGAGUCAAAUGGUGUCUCAACCAAGAACUCUAGUUUAGGAGCAUCUGGAUCCCAAAACAGCAGUACUAGCACUGAUGAAUUACCUGAUGAUAAAAAUCGAGUGGGAAGAGUUAGGAGGGGUCUACAAAAGAUUACUUCGGUGUUUCACAGGAGUCCCAGAAAGGAGGAGCAGUCUGGCAGCUUUGUGGAGCCUAUUCAAUCACCACAUGUAAACAUUAAGGCAGUCAAUGCAACAGACCGUAAUGUUAUGCUGGUUGUGGAUGAAGAUGGUGGUGUGCCUUCCUCGGGAGAGAUAUUAAAUGAAGAGGAUUCAAGCUCAGAAGAAGGUGGUUCAGAGAGCCCAUUAAAGGGUAAAAUAAAAAACAAAGCAAAGAACUUCUUUAAGCAUGCUGAGAAGUCUGCUCGGAGGGUACUGUCUCGGAAAGGGUCUAGAAGACAUACAAGCGACUACCCUGCGGCGACAGACAAAGGAGUUCUAGCAGAUUAUGAUUCUUCUGAUGAUGAAUCUCUUCCUGGAAAAGUUGAGAGCAUACCAGUUGCUUCUAAUGUUGUCGUCCCCGAUGCUGAUGUUGAUGGGGGUAAUGAUUCAUCUAGCUCCAGAGAUCAUGUGGUUCAAACAAGUGAAAUUGAUACAGAAGCUGAUGCUAAAAGUAGUCCUACAGCGAAGGUAGUAAGUCCUCAAGGCUUGGAAAUGUUGCAUGAUAGAGUGGGGGAGGACAGCCUUGGUAGUAAAAGGGAUGAUGCUGAGUCUUUAAAGUUGAAGCUUGAUGAAGGCAGUUUGGAAGAGAAAGCACAAUAAUACUUGCAAGCAAUUUCUUGUAUUCUUCCUCCCCGUGGAUCAAUUUGUUUACCAAAAAAAGAAAAAAGAGAAAGAAAAAGUUUGUCUAGUUGAGGCUGCCAGCCUGUUUUUUGUUUGUAUAUCUAACCUGAAUAGUGUUUUAGGUUUCAGGUUUGAUGAACCUUAUGUCUUCUUCGUCCUGCUUUGCAAAUACACACACCAUGCGUCAAUUCCAGGUGUACUGAAUUUGGUAUUGGUGGUCUGUUAAUAUUUCUGAAGUUGGUAUAGAUUUUUUGUUUAUUUGUGAAUAUAUAUAAAAUAUAUAUUUUACAAGUUAAGAGAGCUAGAGUUGAUAUUUUGAUUGGAAUUUUGACGCCUUCUGAAUAAAAUUUGUUUUCUUUUUUAGU
Molecule: messenger RNA, 2948 nt
Organism: Cannabis sativa
Lineage: Eukaryota; Viridiplantae; Streptophyta; Magnoliopsida; Rosales; Cannabaceae
Product: C2 domain-containing protein At1g53590
Exons: 13
Coding region: 286-2562 (758 amino acids)
Molecular function (GO): lipid binding
Source: RefSeq, a predicted model, not a curated record